Molecule: messenger RNA, 13084 nt
Organism: Gasterosteus aculeatus aculeatus (three-spined stickleback)
Lineage: Eukaryota; Metazoa; Chordata; Actinopteri; Perciformes; Gasterosteidae
Source: RefSeq, a predicted model, not a curated record
UUUCUCAGAUGCAGUUACCCGGGCAGCAGGGAGGGAGGCUUUACAGACACUCUCUCUAUGGGUGAGGAGAGCUGGUGAGUUAGAGGACAAGAGGCUAUCAGCUCUACCUCAAUCCUCUGACUUUCAUCUAUUUGUGGAGAUUUGUCCUUUGGCAUAAAGCGAAGGUUACCGCGUAAGGCUUGUUAUCGAGGGACGGCAUCUAUACUAUAGAGACUAAGUGUUUUUAGAGUACUUUGAAGGACUGGUUUUAUUCGUGCGGGAGUGGUGAGAGGGCAGCCAUGGCUCAUGCCGCAGCUCACAUUAAGAAGGCCCGGUCGGAGAUGGAUCAACCUCCGGACCUGAAGGCUCUGGAGAAAGCCAGAGAGAGAAGGAGACGAUCCCGGGAACGGGCCGAACGCAAGCGCAAGUCUGACAGUAACACCAGUUUCCUGCGAGCGGCAAGAGCAGGAAACAUCGACAAGGUUUUGGAAUAUCUGAAAGGGGGGGUGGACAUCGGCACCAGCAAUCAGAAUGGUCUCAAUGCAUUGCACCUAGCUGCCAAGGAGGGGCAUGUGGAUCUGGUCCAGGAACUUUUGGAGCGAGGUGCUGCAGUGGAUUCGGCCACAAAGAAAGGAAACACAGCUCUUCACAUAUCCUCCCUAGCCGGUCAGGCUGAAGUAGUAAAGAUCCUGGUUCAACGAGGAGCUGAAAUCAAUUCACAAUCUCAGAAUGGAUUCACUCCUCUGUACAUGGCUGCCCAGGAGAAUCACAUGGAUGUGGUGCGACACCUGCUUGAGAAUGGAGGCAACCAGAGCACUGCAACUGAGGAUGGCUUCACCCCUCUGGCCAUCGCACUCCAGCAGGGCCACAACCAGGUGGUUUCUGUCCUACUAGAAAACGAUACUAAAGGCAAGGUCCGCCUGCCGGCCUUGCACAUUGCUGCACGCAAGGACGACACCAAGUCAGCCGCACUGCUUCUCCAGAAUGACCACAAUGCUGAUGUCCAGUCAAAGAUGAUGGUCAAUAGGACUACUGAGAAUGGCAAGAGUGGAUUCACCCCCCUUCAUAUCGCUGCCCACUAUGGCAACGUCAAUGUGGCCACACUCCUGCUGAACCGAGGGGCAGCAGUUGAUUUCACAGCAAGGAAUGGCAUUACUCCUGUCCACGUGGCCUCCAAACGUGGCAACACUAACAUGGUUGCUCUGUUACUAGACCGGGGCUCUCAGAUCGAUGGUAAAACAAGGGAUGGAUUGACUCCCCUACAUUGUGCGGCCCGGAGUGGACAUGAUAGAGCUGUGGAGCUGCUGCUGGAAAGGGGAGCACCCUUGCUGGCCAGGACUAAGAAUGGGCUGUCUCCUCUUCACAUGGCCGCUCAAGGCGACCAUGUUGAAUGCGUCAAACACCUUCUGCUGCACAAGGCUCCUGUUGACGAUGUCACGCUGGACUACCUAACAGCUUUGCAUGUAGCAGCUCACUGCGGCCACUACAGAGUCACCAAACUGCUCCUCGAUAAGAGGGCCAACCCCAACGCCAGGGCCCUGAACGGCUUCACUCCGCUGCACAUAGCCUGUAAGAAGAACCGAGUGAAAGUGAUGGAGCUGCUUGUCAAAUAUGGAGCCUCCAUCCAGGCCAUUACCGAGUCUGGUUUGACGCCUAUCCACGUAGCAGCCUUCAUGGGUCACCUGAACAUUGUCUUGCUGCUGCUGCAGAAUGGAGCCUCACCCGACGUCAGUAAUAUUCGUGGGGAAACAGCGUUACACAUGGCAGCUAGGGCAGGUCAGGUGGAGGUGGUCAGAUGUCUGCUGAGGAAUGGAGCAAUGGUGGACGCAAGGGCACGGGAGGACCAGACUCCCCUCCACAUUGCAUCCCGUCUGGGAAAAACAGAGAUUGUGCAACUGCUGCUGCAACACAUGGCCCAUCCAGAUGCUGCCACAACCAACGGCUACACCCCCCUCCACAUCUCCGCCAGGGAGGGGCAGGUGGAUACAGCCUCUGUCCUUUUAGAGGCCGGCGCUUCACACUCACUGGCCACAAAGAAAGGUUUUACCCCCCUGCAUGUGGCCUCUAAGUAUGGAAGCUUAGAUGUUGCUAAACUUCUGCUGCAGCGUCAAGCUCCACCUGAUUUAGCUGGAAAGAACGGCCUCACCCCGCUCCAUGUUUCAGCGCAUUACGAUAACCAGAAGGUGGCACUCUUGCUUUUGGAUAAAGGAGCGUCCCCCCACAGCAUGGCCAAGAAUGGCCACACUCCGCUCCACAUUGCGGCAAAGAAGAACCAGAUGGAGAUUGCCACAGUGCUGUUGCAGUACGGAGCUGAGACCAACAUCCUGACCAAGCAAGGUGUCACUCCGCUCCACCUGGCCUCCCAGGAGGGCCACACUGACAUGGCUGCCCUGCUCAUGAGCAAGGAAGCCAGGGUCAACGUCCAAACUAAGAGUGGUCUGACUGCCCUCCAUCUGGUGGCUCAGGAAGACAAAGUGGCUGUUGGGGAGAUCCUAUUCAAACACGGAGCAAACCUCGACCAGCAGACCAAAUUGGGGUACACCCCACUAAUUGUAGCAUGUCACUAUGGUAACGCCAAGAUGGUCACCUUCCUGCUUCAGAGUGGAGCCAGUGUCAAUGCCAAAACCAAGAAUGGAUACACUCCACUCCACCAAGCAGCCCAGCAAGGAAACACACACAUCAUUAAUGUACUGCUGCAAAACGGUGCCAAGCCCAAUGCUAUCACUGUGAAUGGUAACACUGCCCUGGGUAUUGCUCGGAGGCUGGGCUACAUCUCUGUGGUGGAUACGCUGAGAGUCGUGACUGAAGAGAUCAUUACCACCACAACGCAGACGGUGACGGAGAAACACAAGCUGAACGUGCCAGAGACCAUGACUGAGGUGCUGGAUGUCUCGGAUGAAGAGGGAGAUGACACAAUGACCGGUGACGGAGGGGAGUAUCUGAGGGCCGAAGACCUCAGGGAGCUGGGAGAUGAUUCCCUACCAGGACAAUAUCUGGACGGAAUGAACUACCUACGCUUCAGCCUGGAGGGGACACGCACUGAUAGUUCAGACAGGUCCUUCACACCCACCCACCACAGUUACUACUCCCCUAGACAUGAGGGCAUUAUGGAUGAGAUGCUGACCAGUCACCAGGUCUCCUCACUUGCCAGGGAGUGUGACAGGGAUUCAUAUCGUUUGAGUUGGGGUACCGAGAACCUGGACAAUGUUGCUUUAUCUUGCACCCCCAUUCACUCUGGCCGUUCCUCUCCGUGCCCCGAUCAUGGAGACCACAGCAGCUUCCUGGUCAGCUUCAUGGUGGAUGCCAGGGGCGGGGCCAUGCGUGGUUGUAGGCACAACGGCCUACGCAUCAUCAUCCCACCCAAGAAGUGCAGCGCGCCCACGCGUGUGACGUGCCGGCUGGUGAAGAGGCACCGUCUGGCCACUAUGCCCCCAAUGGUUGAGGGUGAGGGUCUGGCCAGCAGGCUCAUUGAGGUGGGGCCCUCUGGAGCCCAGUUCCUUGGUAAACUACACCUUCCCACUGCCCCUCCACCUCUUAAUGAGGGAGAGAGUUUGGUUAGCAGAAUCCUCCAGCUCGGUCCUCCGGGGACAAGAUUUCUUGGUCCUGUCAUUGUGGAGAUCCCCCACUUUGCUGCCCUUCGAGGGAAAGAGAGGGAGCUGGUGAUUCUGAGGAGUGAGACUGGAGAAAGCUGGAAGGAGCAUCACUGUGAACAUAACAAAGAGGAACUCAACCGGAUACUCAACGGCAUAGACGAGGAGUUGGACACGCCAGAGGAGCUGGAGAGGAAGCGCAUUUGCCGAAUCAUCACAAAAGAUUUCCCACAAUACUUUGCAGUGGUGUCGCGAAUCAAGCAAGAUAGUAAUCUGAUUGGUCCGGAAGGAGGCGUCCUGAGCAGCACUGUUGUGCCUCAAGUAAAGGCUGUUUUUCCCGAGGGUGCCCUAACUAAGAGGAUCAGGGUUGGAUUGCAGUCCCAGCCAGUGAGAGUGGAUGUAGUGAGGAAGAUCCUGGGGAACAAGGCCACGUUGAGCCCCAUCGUCACCUUGGAGCCUCGCAGGAGGAAGUUCCAUAAACCCAUCACCAUGACUAUCCCUGUCCCAAAGAGCAACUCAGACCUUGUUCUGAAUGGCUUUGGAGGAGACACACCCACCUUACGACUGCUUUGUAGUAUCACGGGUGGAACAACCCCUGCUCAAUGGGAGGACAUAACAGGAACAACACCGCUAACAUUUAUCAAUGAUUGUGUAUCCUUCACCACCAACGUGUCUGCAAGGUUCUGGCUGAUAGACUGUCGGCAAGUCCAGGAAUCUGUCAAUUUCUCCACACAGGUCUACCGCGAGAUUAUCUGUGUACCUUACAUGGCCAAGUUUGUCAUCUUUGCCAAGACCCACGAUUCCGUUGAAGCGCGACUGCGUUGCUUCUGCAUGACAGACGACAAGAUUGACAAAACCCUAGAGCAGCAGGAGAAUUUCACCGAGGUGGCCCGCAGUCGAGAUGUUGAGGUCCUGGAAGGUAAACCUAUCUAUGCAGACUGCUUUGGAAACCUUGUUCCACUAACCAAAAGUGGUCAGCACCAUCUCUUCAGCUUCUUUGCCUUUAAAGAGAACAGACUAGCACUCUUCAUCAAAAUCAGAGACAACGCUCAGGAGCCAUGUGGCCGUCUAUCCUUUAUAAAAGAACCCAGGAACUACAGGUCACUAACCCCAAAUGCCAUUUGCAACCUCAACAUCACCCUCCCAUCAUACUGCAAGGAGUCUGAUUCAGACCAAGAGGAAGAGAACGGCAGGACGCUACAGAAAUAUGAAGAGAUGCCGACAUCAGUCCUGAAAUCAGAGCUGAUUCGAGAACCAGACCUUCUCUCAGACGUGUCGGAGAUGAAACAAGAUUUAAUCAAAAUGACAGCCAUCUUGACUGCAGACUCCGCAGAGAAAUCCCAUUCCUUAGGAAGGUGUGGUCUAGAGAAACGGACUGAGGAUGUAUCUGGAGAGCCACUAGAAAUAAUGGAGAAGGACUUAGAGAAAGUCAAAGAGGACCUAGAAAAAGUCAGUGAGAUACUGAGGAGCGGAACAUAUGAGGGUGAAGCAGCAGAGGAGGCAACAAAAGCAGCUAGAAUUGUCGAGGACUGGGUUCUCGUUUCGGACAGUGAGAAAGAGGUGGUCAAAAAGAUGGCGACCUUAGAAACUCAAGAGCCAGUCUUACGUGAAAUCAGAGCUAACAGGGCUCCCAGACCUAAAGCGAUAAAGGACAGUGGUGAACUUAAAGAAUACCUCCUGGAUGCACCAAUAAGCUCUAAACUAAAAGUAGAAAAAACCCGAGCUGUCCAAGAAAAAUUCACUGAUGUUGUACCACGUAAAAGUCUUGAGCAAAAUACUACAAACAACGUACAUGACAAAACUGCUGCUAAGCCAGUCAGAAGCAAGGAGAAAGACCAGAGGCAAGCAGAGGAAUCAACAGAGGCGGUUGCUCUUCUUAGUUUGCCUACAGCUCCUGGCCCAGUGUCUCCUAUAUCCCCAGUUGUUGAAGAAACUCCCAUUGGCUCAAUAAAGGACAAAGUCAAAGCCUUACAACUAAAAGUGGAGGCAGAGCAAAAUACUAAAAAGAUCAUUGAAAGCCAGGCCCCGCAAUUGUCUGUUGUAAGCAAUUCCACUCCAAAAGCCAAAGAAAGACCUAAAUUAAAACGGGGUCUGCCAAAAUCCCCUAACGGUGAAACUGAGAAACUUGAGGAGACUAUGUCAGUUAAAGAACUGAUGCAAGCAUUCCAAACAGGACAGGACCCCUCUAAAAGAAAGUCUGGGCUAUUUGAGCUCAAAACAUCCUCUAAGUCAAGAUUGGAGAAAACCGACAGGUCAGACCCCAUCCAGGCGAAAUCCAUGAACAAAGCAAUAACCUCACGUGUCUCUCAAGAGCGAGAAGUAUCUUUGGAUUCCAAACCUCGCAGGAAAGAGACCACUUACCAAGACAGGGAGAUAGAAACCAAGUCAUUUGCUCCUGCUCUUCCUCAGCUAACUGAAACUGCAGACUUUGGAAAUGGUGGCCUUGAUGAUAGCUCUGACAGCUUAAAACAUGAGGGUGUGGCCGACUCCCCAAGUGCCAGCUCUGGAAAUGGUACUCCUCAUUUGAGCUCUGAGGACAGUGACAAACAUGAGGGCCUUGCCACUCCGGGGACAAGCCCAGAUAGUCUGUGUCUUUCUCCCAAAACUGCUUCUACAACUUUGGCAGCAACUGGCACAGUAGUCAAAAAAUGCAUUGACACGGAAAACUCGGGACACUCAUGUGUAGAUACCACUGGUGACCAACAGUCUAGAGAUUUGACUUUCCCUGUUACUUCUAGCGAGGCUGCAGAUGAUCACACUACAAGUGAGUCCAUAUCUGUCAGUAGGAAUGAGUCUGAGCCAUCCAAACCUCAAAAGUUUACAAAGAGAAUUUCAGAGACUCUAGAAACUUUUCUUAGCGAUGAUGAGAGCCCUGAUCAUGAGCUAAAAUUGGCUUUAGUUGGUUAUACAACCACUACAUCCUCUUCUCAGUGUCAUGAAAGCUUUGAGCUGCCUUUAAAAGAAGACUAUAUCAGUCCAUUAGCUGAUGAUUCUUUAACAAUAAGCCACAGAGACUCACUAGAAGAUAGUCCUCUCGUGGAAGAAAACUCCUCCCAUAAAUCCCCAGAUUCUAUUGACCCAAGCCCAACAAAGGAAUUACCCCCUCAUGACUCUCUAGAGAGCAGCCCUGUAGAGCAAAAUCCAUAUUUCCAAUCAGCGCUAGGUCCACCUAGAAAAGCCAGUAGCCAUCCAGAUCCCUCUAAAGCCGUCCCCCAAGAUGUUUUGCCUGGUAGGCUGCUUCGAGAACAUGACGCUAGUGCUGAUGAUGACAGUUGUGAGCAGACCUCACAAAUGACAAGUUCCGGUAAGAGUCCUCUCUCCCCUGAUACUCCCACCUCUGAAGAGGUAAGUUAUGAGGUAAACCCCCAACCCCCUGACUAUUCAUUCCUUUUUGUUCUAUCCAAAACGGCUGUCAUCCCUGAAAACCAAGAAGAAGAGGAGACCUCAGACAACUUUGCAGCUAAAAGAAAAAUCUCUCCAGAGGAAGGGAUGUUUAAAAUGGCAGCCAAAAUCAAAACAUUUGAUGAAAUGGAACAAGAUGUCAAGACCAAAAAGAAGUCUAGAUCAAAUGCCAAACUAGGGGAUGACAGCUAUGAAACAAUAGAGCAUACAAGUGAGAAGCUUUCGCAAGGUGGAUGUGGGCUUGAUAGUCCCACUGAAGAUUCAGAGUUAGCACUUUUUGUUGAUCCCAAUAUUAAAUUACAACCUCCUUCUCCUUUUUCAGCAGGUUUGCAUGAUGGAUCCCACAGCAAAGAGGUCAAGAGCAAAACAACAACAGCCACUAUCAGUUCAGAGGGGCCUUACUCCUUCUUAACCCAGCAUCAUUCAAAAUUCAAACUGGAAACUACACAAGCGAAAGUGGUCCAAACAUCUGUAAAAGCUGAUGAAGACGGUGCUGCCAAAAAGGCUUUAUUCACUGAAAACAGGACUGAUGAGCAAAAGGAGGAGAGUUUAAGGAAGUCAAGAGACAACAAAGGAUACAAUAAGGAUGGUCAAGAGUUAAGUGUUAUGCGAAAACAAGUUAGCAAUGUAACAGAUGAGGUGAAAGGAGAUAAAAAGGAGCCUUCAAUAGCACCACAAGCUGCCUGCAGUGCAACUGUUGCCGCGGGUCAAACAAAAGACGAGUUUAAACCGGAGGUCUGCACAUAUGAUGACACAGAGCAGGAUGAUGAAGCACUGGAGCCUCCCAGAACUGAGUCAAAAGGUGUCACUGCACGGGUAGAAAUUGACUCAUGGUCUGCCAUGCGGGAGGAUGAUGCCACUUUUGCAGCUCGUGUAAAAGAGGAGGAACAGAAGAUACUGAAUCUAGUGGUGGAUCAGCAGUCUCUGCAACUAAGUCCAGACACCACACCUGGUAGAACUCCAACAGAAGAGAACACUCCUACCAGUGAACCCAACCCUUUUCUAUUCCAAGAAGGGAAGCUUUUUGAGAUGACCCGAAGUGGUGCUAUUGACAUGACCAAGAGGAGCUAUGAGGAAGAGCGGAGUGAUUUUGCCUUUUUCCAGAUAGGCGAACAGUCUUUAGAUGAGCCUCUACUAGAAGAGGCGAGGAAGGAAAGUAGGGGAUCAGCAGCAGAACCCGAAGUUGGAUUAAAUCUAGAAGUUAAGGCUGAGGAAGCUGAGAAAGCCAAACAAGCAUUUGAUUCUCAGCUUCAGUCCCCACCCAAAAGUGAUCAUCAAACCUCAAAGGCUGAUGCCUGCAAAUCUAAAAUCCCGAAAAUGGGUAUUUCCGCUUCAGCCAUACCUACAAAGAAAGAUCAGACAUGUCCUGAAAGUUUACUGAAAAACGUGAACAAAGGCUGCUUAGAUUUAUACAAAAAUUCCCCUGACCAAAUGAUUACAACAGUACAGACAGCGGAAACUACAGUCACUAGAUCAGUUUACUCUGAGCAGGGCCAAGAGUCCUCUGAUUCAUCUCCAGAAGACCAAGAGUCAGUUAUAGAAGCGCCCAAACCAACAGCCACGUCCAAACAAAUUGUUCCUACUAGUGUUAAAAAGACCUCAUUCAAAACACAAGCCAAGUCUGCUCAACAAAGUCGGGGGAAAUCCACAAUUUACUCUCCAUCUCAUGCGACUUCCUCUUCAAGCACUCUUAAAAAAGAGGCCUCUUUUAGUUCUGAUUCUAAAUCGAGAAUUCCAAUCAAGGCUAGCACUCCCAAGCCUGUUUCUAUUGUCAAACAUGAUGGUUCUACCCAAGACAAGCUUAAGGUACCUGUGAAAAAGAAUUCAAGGAGAAAAUCCGAAAUAGAAACAGCUCCCUCUGUGGAUAUCAAAACCAAGAGACCAUCUUCCAAAGCCAAGAGCUUCUCUGAGGGGGAGUCUACCGGGCCAUCUGCUAAAAAAGAAAAAGGUUGUUUAUUAAGUAGUGAGUCAGUAAAAUCUAAAAGCUUCCUGUCUAGAUUGCCAGUCCGAGGUAAAGGUCGUCAUUCAUUAACACUCCCUAAAGAGAAAAAUGAGACAAAACAACUGUCCAUUGACCUCUUUGAAAAGAUAAGCGAUGAAGCAGCAAAACUUGUUGCAAAGGCAGAGACCGACAGAGAACAAGAGGUUGCUGCCGCCAACUCAAAUGAUGAGGGCAGUCUCCUUGAUCCAUCAUUCAUAGAAAGAGCAACUUUCCCUGGGAUGCAGUUCCCACCCUCAGGAGAUGUCUUUCCCAUUAGACCACUGUGGGACAACCCUGUUGAGACACAGAUGCAGCGAAUCCCAGAUGAUACAGUCCAAAGUCAAGUAGAUCCACAUGAUGAAGCAGAGAGCAAACAGCAACGGUUGGCCAUUAUAGCUGACCACCUGGGCUUCAGCUGGACUGAGUUAGCACGAGAACUGGACUUCAGUGAAGAGAGGAUCAACGUGAUAAGGGUUGAGAACCCAAACUCACUGCAAGAUCAAAGUCACACCCUUUUGAAACUCUGGGCAGAGAGGGAGGGAGAACAUUCCACAGAAACAACACUGAUGAAAAGACUGACUAAGAUCAACCGAAUGGACAUAGUUCACCUUAUUGAAAACACAAUAAUCCAAUUCACUCAAGAGGAGACAUGUUCACAUACAUAUGAGGAAAUAGAAAGGACUAUAGCAUUGGAUCAUACUGAAGGUUUCUCUGCCCUACAUGAAGACAUUGACAGCCCCAGGCCAAGCAGGUGUACAGAAUCUGAAUUUCAGACUACAGGCUCAAGACUAGAGGUACCCCUGGUGUCGGCAGAGGACCUGUCCUCCAGUUUGACAUCCAUUCACGAGACAAGUGGACGACCAGAAACAGAUUCCCCCGCAACUGGUCUUCUUAGAAAUGCUCAGAGAGAGAAACUACAAAAAGAGAUGGAAGCAACAUACUCAUCAAAUAGAGUAUACGAAGAAUUGACAGACAAGGUGCAAAAAGGCAGUUUUAAACAAGGUCCUACACCAGAGGAAAGACAGUUUCAAAGAGACAUUGAGUUGUAUGACACAAACUCAUACAAAACCAAUAGAGCUGUUACUCCAAUUCUACCAGCUUUUGGGAAAACAUCAUGUUUAAAGGAGAUAGCAGAAGAGCUAGGUUUGCGGUCUUCUGAUAGCUCAGAGGAGGAGGUGCUGACGACUAGGGUGGUCCGACGCAGAGUUAUCAUUCAGGCUGAUACCCUACAUGAUAUCCAACCACAGACUGUCACAGAGGAGAAGUACAAAGAUGAGCAUGGAAACACGGUAGUUAAAAAAAUCACUCGAAAGGUGAUUCGUAAAUAUGUGUCAGCAGACAGCAUGGAUACACAGGAAGUGACCAUAGAGGGCACACACCAGGAGACGGUACAGAUUGAGGAAGGAGACACUGUCUCCAGGGUACUGAAGAGAACUGUGCUUCACAGUGAGGGAGAUCAGAAAGAGUUGACCAUUUCGGAACCCCUGGCCGCCACUGUGUCAGAGUUUGAGGUUGAGCCCGUGCAAGGUCGAAAGGUCAGCAAGGUUGUCAAGACAACAGUGGUACGAGGCGAGAGGACAGAGAAGCAGACUGGAGACCCCUCACUGGCUGCAGAUCUCCCCUCAGCUGGACAGGACUUUGAGACGGCAUUGAGUUAUGCUGGAGGCUUUGGGAAAGUGCUCCUGCCUCAUGUAGUUGAGAAAGCUUUUGUGCAAGACGACGGUUCUGUGGUUAAAAGAAGCCACAUGCUUAAGUCACUAACCCAGCAGAAGACUGUGGUGAGGGACGGCCAGGGGAAGCACGUGCACCUGGAGCGUCGGGACGACAGCCGGGAUCCCCUGCAACCCGACGCACUGCAGCAGCACCUGCACCAACUGCUCCAACGCUACUGUGAGGACCACCAGACAGAGAAGGAAGAUGAGAAUUUUUACUGACCUCCCUUCUACAAUUGAUUAGAUUUUUAUUUUUAUUGUCCCGAAGGAACUUUGUCUUGGAAACGUACAGUCUUAGCUGUUUAGAAAAUACAGAAUAACAUAGAGCAUAAAAAAAGUUAAACAAACAAACAAACAGCUGCACAAGCAUGUGUCGGUGUCGCCUGGAGAGCAGCGCCACCUGUUACCUAUUAGUGUGUGAAAGCCUUUGGUGUCGUACGCUUCCUCUGAUCAAGAUGUCCCAGGUCCCCCUCUAGUUGUCCUCACCAAUCACUGGACUCAACUCUUUGUUGAAAGAUUGAACAGUCUGUUAUCCUUUCUUCCUUCCUUCCUUCCUUCAUUCACAUUGUGUUUCAUUUUCUUUUUUGUGACCGAAGAUGGAACCCCCCCCCCCCAUUUUUGAUGGAUGAUUUUUUUUUUGGCUGCUGUGGUGUGGUAUUGGUACAAUGUACAGAAGUCGAUGAAAGACAAAAUAAGGCGUCUUAGACGUUUGAUCUCACGCACAGGCCUCAUCUCGAUAAAAACAUUUGUACAUUGAGGAGCUAAGAAACUCAUGAUUGGAUGGUGUGAAACUAAAAGAAAUGCAAAGCAUUUAAUAGAAUCACUCAAUAAAAAUGUUGUACACGCUGUAUAUUCAACUGCAGAAUAGCCCCCAUCCAUCCAUCCAUCUUCAACCGCUUAUCCGGUUCAGCUCCAGCAGGGGACCCCAAACUUCUACCAGCUCUGACUGGGGGAUCCCAAGGCGUGUUGAGAUAUAAUCUCUCCACCUAGACCUGAGUCUUCCUCGGGGCCUCUUCCCUGCUGGCCAUGCAUGGAACACCUCCCUAGGGAGGCACCCAGGGGGCAUCUUUACCAGAUGCCCAAACCACCUCGACUGGCUCCUUUCAACUUAAAGGUCUGUUCACAAAGACGGCGUAUUGCUGCUUAUAGUGUGCCCACUUCCUGCAUUAGACCUUUUUUUUGUCUUUCUAAUUUGUGUUCUGCAUUCACAUUUAUCUUUCACAGAGCUGCCACUUUGUUGUGUGUUUAUAUACAGUGUGUCUCCUGAGAUGGAAAGUAGAGAUGUGGGAUGUUUUGACACAGAUUGACCUCUUACCCCCUCUGUCCUCAUAGCUACUGGUUUCCUUCGGUCACCCUCCACAUGCUGCUUCUCCUCACUUUCUACCGCAUCAGUGAUUAUGUAACUGUCCUCAUUGAGCUUUCUAAGGGAAACUGCUCGCCAAGUCUUCUUGUCAACCAAUCCCAUGUGCGGAACCAGACCAACAAUAAAUGUGGUGCACACAGCUUUUUUGUGUUUUGAGCUAAAUCUGCCGUAGAGCUCCAUUGUUCAAAAACCCAUGAAAUGAUCUACAUUACUGCCCAUUUCAAUGAUGUCCAUCAUGACAUGUUCCUGUUUUUAGGUGCAGUUAUCAUGACAAAGUCUGAUUAUAAGAUAACCUUUUAGUGCUUUUCACUCUUUCAAAACAGUUGUCACUGUGAUAUCAUCAGGGUUUUAUCUGACGAAAGGGACGCAGGGGAUCCCAGUUCAAAACUGUGUUUCUUGGGUUUCAGAUAUCUGCAGUGAAUAAUGCACUUAAGGACCUUGCAUAAGUGUUGUAAUUUAUUAAAAGUCAAUCUAUAUACAAUGUCAAGAGUUCUCACCACAGCACCAAAUGUGGUUUCGGAAUCCCUGACAAAAUAUAGUCCCUAAUAAAAUAGUGUAUUUCCUACGGCAAAAAAUUUGUGACUUUAUUAUUUUGAAACAAUGAAAUGGAAUUUUGGAGCAAUUUUGAACCAAUGGGUUUGGGGCUGACAGGCAGUUAAACACAAACUAACAUGCUGUUGAUUUUGGUCUUUUUCAUAUGGUUUCUUGACAAUAAUAAAAUAUGGAACAACACCAGACUUACCCUUUAGGUUUUUAGAAACCACACAUAAUGUUGAGAUGCUUUGCGGUUAUUGUUUUGGCUAUUGUUCUCACUACUGGCAAAGGUUUGACACAUCAAUUUCCAAUCCUAGUUAAGUCUUUCCAGUGACAUCAGUCAUCACACCUUUCCUGUUUUUCCUUAUUUUAUUGUGCUCCAUUUGUAGUCUCUGUAUAGUCUAACGGUUGAAGUGGUGUGUGCGUUUUAGUGUUUGAAUUUUUUCUGCACCCAAAAGGUGAAGACAAAUGAAAGACAAACAGGAUUUGUACGACGAAUAAAAGAAAUUCAUUAUCAAUUUGA